Molecule: messenger RNA, 2019 nt
Organism: Dujonia railenensis
Lineage: Eukaryota; Fungi; Ascomycota; Pichiomycetes; Serinales; Debaryomycetaceae
Source: the annotation of a GenBank genome assembly
AUGGAUGCAUCUUCAUUAUAUUCGUUAUUGGAGGGGGUAUUCACCAAAAAUGAUAUCGCAACCAAUUCUACUGCAGUUACCAACUUUUUAAACGUUACUAGUACUGCUCUUGCAGAUGUUCCAUCCAAUGUUUCAUUACCAUUUUUCGGUGAUGUUCUUGGCUUAGGGUUAUCAAGUGGAAACUUUUCGCUCUCGUCAUUAAACAGCACUGUUAUUACGAGCUUACUUAGCGGCUUCAUUCCAGUUUUCAAUGACAUCCCAGCUAACACCACUGCAACCAUUAUUCAAUACACCGUCGCCAUGGUUAACACUUUAAAUUUAACUGUUUCUAGUUCAAGCUCAUCAGGUCUCAAAUCAUUCUUAACUUCGACUGUCUUACCAUCUGUUUUAAGUUUGCCUGCUAAUGACACCUCUACUUUUGUUGGAGAUGUAGCAGCUGCAUUGGCUUACAUUCCUCAAAGUACCCAAAUACCUUACCUUCAAAAGGUCCUUCUUUACGCUGGAAGUCAUCUUAGCUCUCUUAAUGGGUCCGCAAUUUCUACUUCAGAUCUUAGCCCUUAUAUUGCAGAGUUAAAUAUUCCAACUGCAGCUGUUGUGCCACUAGUUAAUAACACAGUUGUUUCUAUUUUGUCUAUGCCAUUGAAUGAAUCCAAAGUCUUUUACAGCCAAUUGGUUUCAUUCUACGAUACUGUUCCUAGCAACAAUAGUAUGUUCAUUUCACAAAAAAUUAAGGAUUACAUUUUCCCAUCCAAUGGUACCAUCACAUUAGGAGUUCAAUUCUUCUUGCUGAUGUUUAAUGAACUUUUACUCAAUGCUCAUGGAAAUGCUUCUCCAAGAUCAGGUACCCUCCAAAGUAACCAAAUCACGAAAAAGUUACUUGGUACGCCUUUACCACCUCAGGUAGUUCACUUGGGUACUGCAACUCAAACCAACUUGUUCGGAGACUACCCUACAAGUGCUGAUAUUGCACCUUCUGCUAUUUUCGCUGCUGUUUUCAUGAUUUUUGCGUUUGCACAUUUAGGAAUCUUCUACGAAAACUAUAGAAGGGGCCAUAAGUUUUGGCUUUCUCUUGGUUUUGCCUUCUAUUGUGUUUGCAGAUUUAUCGGAUGGGUGAUUAGAAUUGUCUGGAGUAGCAACCCUACAAAUGUUCAAUUGGGUUCAGCAGGGGGAUUCUUUACAGUUUCAUCAUCAGUGUUCUUGCUUACUCUUAAUUUGAUUUUGGCCCAGAGAAUAUUCACAUGGAUGCAUCCAGUGGGUGGAUCUAGAAAGCUUUUCUGGUAUUAUAUGUAUGCGUUGUACUUUUCGGUUAUUGUUGUUAUUGCGUUAACUAGUGGUGCUCAAAUAUCCCCAUACCUCUCCUUUAUGUCUCCUGCAAAGGUAAGCAGAUUACUAAAAGUCACAGAAGCUUCAUCAAUCCUUUUAUGUCUUUACUGUUUCCAAUCCUUAAACUUAGUUGCUAUGGCAUACCAGUUCAAGCCCACUAAAAAAGACAAGAACUUAUACACUUAUCAAGCAUGGUGGAUUGAAAAGUUCUCUCCAUUUUACUACGUUGAAAAGGGUGCAGCACAGCAAGCCGAGGAGUCUUUCUUGGAAAGAUCCGUACAUGAAAGAAAUGCAGUUAGGGUUAUUCGUGCUUCUGUUCAACAUGCUCAAACGAUUCCGGGUGUUUCCACUGAAAGGGGUGCAUUAAACCAUACUUUCUCUGUAGCGCUUCUUGCGGUUACGUCAGUUCUUAUAUCGGUUGGUGCUAUUUGCAGAUGUAUUUCAAUUUUCCAAAAUAAUACUCAGAUGACGCAGACCAGUAUUUGUAAACCGGUUGUGAUGUAUAUCUGUUAUGGUUUACUUGAGGUGAUAUGCAAUAUCUUAUAUUUAGUAGGAAGAAUCGACUUGAGAUUUUACAGACCUGAUCGUCUUCCUAAGAGAAUACGUGAAGCCCCAGAAGUUCUCAAUAAAGUACUGUCCGACAGUCAUAGUGAGGAUUUGGAAAAGGACCUUGAUGUUGCAGAAGAUUCUGCUUAA